Messenger RNA from Mycotypha africana, 2459 nucleotides. RefSeq lists its product as uncharacterized. The record is from RefSeq and is a predicted model, not a curated record. Bases 132 to 2111 code for a protein of 659 amino acids. Gene Ontology annotation, cellular component: Rpd3L-Expanded complex; Rpd3L complex. Gene Ontology annotation, biological process: negative regulation of rDNA heterochromatin formation; negative regulation of silent mating-type cassette heterochromatin formation. NCBI's taxonomy places the organism in Eukaryota, Fungi, Mucoromycota, Mucoromycetes, Mucorales, Mycotyphaceae. The transcript has 4 exons.
GUGGGAUUCAAUCUUUUUUUUUUGCUAAAAAAAACUUUUCCAGUUCUUUUCUUUUAUCGCUCUUUCGUUCUACCUCGCUUAUUUUGCAAUCUCAAAGAUACAAUAAAGACUCAUAGAUACAAUUUAUAUUCAUGGUUGGACACAAAAGAGGCGGUAGGCAGAGUAACGGUGUAGGGCGAAGAAAACGACCACGACCUAUAAGCAGUAGGAGAAGAAGGUCUCAGUCUACUUCAGAAGAUAAUAGUAGCGAUGGUGAUUCAGUCACUCGAUGUGUUUGUGGUGAAACUCACAGCAUCGGCCUAAUGGUGCAAUGCGACAAGUGUGAAGUCUGGCAACAUUGUGAAUGUAUGGGUUUGGAACAACCAGAUAUACCAGACCAAUAUUUCUGUGAAAGAUGCAAGCCAGAAAAUCAUAAAACAAUUCGUUUAAGUAGUGGAAGACAAUACGUAGUGAAUGAGCCUAAAGCUCCCAAAAAGAGAAUGACGCUAAAUAGUCGUGAAGCAAGUAUGUCAUUAGAAGAUGUACUAGCGGCGAGGAAUGCUUUGGAAAUGUAUGAAAGGAAACAAGAAGAACAACAACGCGAUGACGAUGCCCGUGGCAGUAACUCUACGUCACCAACACAGUCUACAAUGGAUUUAGCACCAACGAAAGAAGAAAAAAAUGGCUUAUUUAAAAAGGAACCCAGCGACGCUAGUCCCCACGGUAAAGACGAAUAUAAUACUGAUAUCGAAGCAAGAUCGACAAAACGAAAGAAGGAACUAUCGGAAAUUGCAGAAGAGGAAGAAACAGUUAGUAUAUCUGGGCCAGUUUCUUCGACAGUCUCAUCUAUAGGUCAAGAAGAUGUUUUUGUAUCUCAACAACUCAGUGACACUUCUAUUUUGAACAAUGACGAGACUUUACCAGAAAGUACAGCAGAUAAAGCUUAUUCAACCAAAUCAUCCUCUACAUCAUCAUCACCAACUUCUGUUACUGCAAGUCCAACAGCUGCAACUUCAAAACCAAGGAGGCGGCAAGCCAAAAAUACCGAAGUUACCAUCACAUCAUUUACACAAACCAAUAACAGUACCACAACGUAUAGAAAAAGAGGCACAGGUAGAAAUACUUCUGGUCGUGGGACCGGUAAUCGACGAGGGAAACCAAGUUCACGCACUUCUACACCAGUACGUGAUCUAUCGCCGAAUCCUACGGCUACUGCGUCAACGGAGAUCGACGACGAUACAAUAAAUGAUGAUUCUAAAGACAAUACGAACAAUAGGACUUCGAAAAGUACAACAACAUCGACCGCCUCCACAUCUCAUAGAAAUUCACAAAAAUACUCUACAACCCAUCAUACUUCUACUACAACAGCAUCAACAUCACCAACUGCCAAUACAAAUACUACUACAACAACUACUACCCAUAAUAAUUAUACCAAUGUUUCUAAUUACGAUCACGAUGACAAUAUCGCCACACUGAUAUUUCAACAUUUUUCCCCACAAGCGCGAGCCUCGUCUCCGCCUGCCAAAGCUCGCCAUCCCAAUGUUCGUAUGAGUAUAUCAGAAAUGAACCGUCGUGCCAACCAAAUCUUGGAAUACAUUAGUUCGCUUCAAUUAGAAAUGGCCACAAAAGAAAGUAUAUCCAACCAUGCCGGUCAUGGUAGAAGUAAAAAGGAUAGCAGCAGUUGUAGUUCUGUUAGUACCAGUAUGAGUCAUGGUGAUGCUAUCAUCAACGAUAUGAGCGGAACCAACUAUAUGAAUAAAAAGAAAAAGAAUGGCUUGAGAACUAUGCUUGAUGAUAAUGCUGAAGAUGACGAUGAUAAUGAUUCGUUGAGUAGCGCCAGUACUAUACCAUUAGAUAAAGAGGAUCGAAAUAUGGAUGUGAUGGAUGAAAAUACAGAUGAUGGCGAUGAUAAUGAUGCUGAUGAGAACAAUGUGAAUAGAGAAAAUGAAACUUCUUUAGAAAUUAUGGAUAGAUUGACGCGUAAACUAAUCAAGUUUCAAAGAAAGUUCGGAUCAAGAAAUCGAGCAUUGUAUGAAGAAGCUUUAUUGGAAGGGGAAGGUCGCGUUACACGCAGUAGAGAAGCAAGUACAAUGAAUGCGUUUCGAAACAUGUUAGCCAAUCAUACUCCAUAACUGUUGAAGACACCCUCCUAUUUAUUCUAAUCUUUCCUUUACUCAUCUUUUAAUAAUAUCAUUUACCUGUGCAUAUUCUCUUUCUCCCUUAAAUAGUGUUAAAUUGCUUAACGUUCUUUUGGCUUUUUGCCCAUCCAUUUGUAUAUAUCCUAUCACUAUUCUUUCUUUUCCACUUUAACAAUAAAGCAUUAUAAUGACCUGCUUAUCGUCUUCUGUUAACAAAGAGUACUUUGCUGGUGGUAACAUAUCCUCUAUGUGUAUGUUUGUGCGUGGUGUGUCUCAACGUCUUUUUUGAUCUCGGCUUGAAAACAAACAGAAAAAAAGAAAUUAAAAGGGACUUGAAAAAAA